UCUUUUAGUACUGCAAGUGUAAACCUUGCAUUGCCUUAAACCUCAUAAACCCCGCAAAGGCCAAAGCCCGAGUUUGCCCGGUUCUGACUCUCACUCUCCCACUCCCAAACACACAUUCUCGUCUGGUUUCCAUGGCGGCCCUUAGGCUCCUCGCGGAAGCUCGCCGCCAUUACCUAGCUUCCCCUUCCCACAAUCUACCUCUUCCACCAGCUCUCCGAUUUCACAGAUUUCUUUGCUCCUCCUCCCAACCAUUAUCCGAAUCUGAUCCAAACCCUUCCCCACCCGAACCCCCAAUACGAUCCACGGAGUCUGUACCAAUACAGCCUGUUUCGUACGCCAUCAAACCCAAAGACCAGUCUCCGGCCGAAGAAGAGCUUCCUCAGUCAACAACUCCGCCGCAACAACCCCGUGGGACUCGCCAGACGCCGAACGAGGAAAUCCGCUCCAACUGGACCCGCGAGGAUGCACGGUUCAUGAGGGAUGUGCCAUCCAUUACGCCGGUCUCGUAUCCUUCACGCACAGCGCCGUUGCCGGAAGACAAGGUUUCGGCCGAAAAUCCGGCGACUGAGAGCGAUGAAUUGCAGAGGGAGAAACAACAAAUCGAAAUGGAGAAUCGAAUGAGGAGGAGAGUGUUUAAAGUUCUGGAGGAGGACAAGGUAGUGGCUCCUUUCCCAAUGUUAAUUGAUGUGGAGAAGAAGGAGAGAAAACCUAUUCUUGAUUUAAUGGAGGCAAUUCGGCAAGUCAAGGCUAGUGCCAAAUGCAAUUUUGAUGAAACUGUUGAAGCACAUGUGAAAUUGGGUAUUGAUGCAAAGCGAGCGGGACGAGGAGUUCGCGGUAACAUGACUCUGCCUCAUGGUAGUGGGAAGGUUGUAAGGGUUGCCUAUUUUGCUGAAGGGGAACUUGCAGAUGAAGCUAGAGCAGCAGGAGCUGAUAUUGUUGGUGGUGCCGAACUCGUAGACGAAGUUGCUAGCAGUAACAAGCUUAAUGUUGACAAGUGUUUUGCAACAAAUGAAAUGAUUCUUCGAAUGGGAAAGAUUUCAAGGAUUCUUAGAGAGCGCGGUCUUUGGCCUGAUCGUAAACUAGGCACUGUGACAAAUGAUGUUUCAGAGGCACUCAACAAAGUAACAAGUCAUACGGACUUUAAAAUGGACAAGACAUCCAUUGUCCACGUUGGAGUUGGGAAGGUAAGCUAUUCAGAGGAUUUUCUACGUGAGAAUAUUGGUGCAUUUGUAAACGCUCUUCUGCUUGCCAAACCUCAAGGCUUGAAAAAGGCAUCCAAAUACGCAGGGUAUAUCACAUCCUUCCAUAUAUGCAGCACGAUGGGCCCAGGAUUCCCUGUCUCUAUACAAUCAAUAUCCAAGGCCGCAGAUCAUUACAACAAAGUGCACCUUAAAUGAUGCCUUUGCCUCUUAUGUGAGCUGACAAGUCCAGCGUAGAGCAAUAUUCCAUUUAUUCUACUUCUCAAGUCUUUUCAACUUUGAAGAGUCUCAACCGCUAGAAGAGGUGAAUGUCCGAGAUGAAGGUGUUUCCUUUGUUUCAAUCUAUGACUCCCUUGGACCCUUAUAUACAUCAAAGCAAUAAACAGUCAGGUUAUGUAGGGGUUACCCAUUUGAACAGAUUGAAAGUUUUGCUUGCGUUUCUUACUCUUGCUGUAGUCUGCUAAGUUAUUAAAGCUAUAAAUGAUAUCUCUUAACAAUUACACAGUAAGAUCAACGUCAAAAACUUUUUUUCUU
Cannabis sativa is the source of this 1733-nucleotide messenger RNA. RefSeq lists its product as uncharacterized. The transcript is spliced from 10 exons. The record is from RefSeq and is a predicted model, not a curated record. Bases 132 to 1397 code for a protein of 421 amino acids. NCBI's taxonomy places the organism in Eukaryota, Viridiplantae, Streptophyta, Magnoliopsida, Rosales, Cannabaceae.